UUGGGUUCAACUCGUGUGCUAGGUUGGUUCGGCGUUUUGUAGCUUCGCGAGCUGUGAUAAUUCUUCCGGAUCCGGUUUUCGGCUUUCGACUGAAGAUGAUGGUCGUUUGUUUCUGUGUGUUAUCAGAGGAGAUCUUUCCGUCGUGAUCUCGUGUCGUGACUCGGAGGCAUUGUUGUGGCUCGUUUGUUGGUUCGUUGGCACUCAUCACAACAGACCAAAAGGGCCAAAAGAAGUGCAGUGCAGCGCAAAGUGCGGCCAAGAAAGUGGUUCUCCGCAUGAAAAAGGAAUGAAAUUCAAAUGAAGCAUUCUCCGCUGCAUCCGAGGAGUGUGAACAGAAGAACCGUUCCUCGGCACGACACACGAUACUGUGUUUUAUGCUAAUUGAGUGGUGCCCACCAUUGUUGGCCUAUUCCGGUGCCGAGCGAAUGAAGUGAGAAUAAUUUGAAAAAAAAGUGAUUAAAGUGAUAAACACUGCACAAUUGACUGUGCAUCUAUGUGUAAUGCUAUCGGAACAGAUCGAUCAUACCUGAUUGAUUGUGGUGUUAUUAUUGGUGUUGUUGCUGUUGCGGCUGGAAGGGAAGCUGCCUGAGUCGACUGAGAGUGAAUGAGUUUAACUGCGCCACUAAAGUGUGAAACUGUUCCAAUUUACAUUCUGAUUACGGUGUGCGGUGAACGGAUUGGAAUCCGAUACUCGACAAUAACAUUGUGCGUUUUGUUAUAAGAACAAACGAGUCGAUAGCAAGGUUUGGAGGCAAAUGAGAUCACAACAGGAAGAAGCCGAGAUUAUUUAUUGGAGCGGUCUGUAAACGCCCAUUGAUGAAGGCAUUGUUCCUGGAUCAAACGGCAGAUAAAAUCACACUUCAGGCAAAACCUCGCAGCGAAAUCAUGAAAAGCAGAGCCAGUGGUGUGGUGUUAUGGUGAAGUGGCAAUAUCAGCAGGCUUCAAUCGUUUCGCAAGUUUUAGCCGAUUAUUAUUUCAUAACAACCAUGUGUUGGAAAGGCGGCCGGCCCUCCACCGAUGGAAAAUGUUGAUAAGCGCAGCGCGCAAUGAACGAAAAUAUGUAACAAAUGCGCGAAAUGAGCGAAAAUAAAUCAGCAUCAGCGGAGUUUUCGGUUCGAAAAAGUUGGGAAAACUGAAAAAAAGGAAAAGGAAAGUGAAAGAUCGCGCGGCUGUCGAAGAGCUUCUUUACCGGUUGUGUUCGAGUGCGUCUCCGUCGAAACGAUACGCUCGAUGCUAUCAGUCUGUGUGGCGGUUGUAAGAGGAGCAAGAGGAAAAGUUGCGUUUUCCAACAGAUAGGGUGUGUGCUUUUUGUGAAUCCACACGCGCAAUUCACGUUUCACGAGUGAUGAGAAAGUGUUGAUUUUUUGUUUGUCCAUAAAUAUUUAAACCAGUCGUGAGGAGGCGAAAGGGGGAGAAAUAGCAAAGUGACUGCCAAAAAAAAAGAUGUUUUUGGAAAUCGGCGUGAAUCAAAUAUUGUUUUAGAAAUACUUCCGAAGGAAGUGUGUUCAUUGAAUUAGCAUAAAAAGCCGUUUUCAAUCCGAAGAAAUUGAAACCAGCCUCAAAGUGUCGCUAAAAGGGGGAAAGAUGCCACCGGUGAAUACACCGGAGUCGAAUUCCGGUUCACCGAGCAGGACGCCGUCGAUUAUGGACAGUCCCACGCUGGCUCGAGUCGAGAGGGCUCGACUCCGGCAGGAGGCUGGCGUGAAUGGGGGCGGCCAGCCCCGAGAAGAUAGUUUGGAGCGUGUGCUGUUGGAUCCUAAGAAGUCGCUGUUAAUUGGACGUAUUCCGGUGGCUCAAAUGACCGGACCGAUCAAGCGAGGUCUGCUCUGGCAGCAACGAGAUAGACUGUUCUCCAGAUGGAAAGAAAGAUAUUUCAUCCUAACACGUGAUUAUCUCAAUUGCUUCAAACGAGCGUCUGGAUCGGCGUCCGAGAAGAUAUCCGACAUGGGUCAGUUCAUCUUUAAGAUCAAGCUGGUCGACGUGGAGAAGGUCGAGUGGCUAAACCGUCGGUCGUACAGCGCAAUUGGGUUGCUUCUCGGUUCACGGGAAGGUCGCGUUUUAUUGCGCUGCGAUCAGGGCCUGGAAGAUUGGUUCGAACUGCUUGAGGAAUGCACCCUGAGCAGCAAAGAGCGGCGUCGUGCUCUUCGUCUGACGCAAGGGCCCCGAUCGCGAGCCUCUCUUGCCGCUCCGGUUUCACACACCUCCCUGCAGAACAACCAUCUUGGCCUCGGUGGAACCUACUCGGGAGCAAUCGAAGACUGGCUCCUGACCCGUUACCACAAGACGUCCGCGAAUCAUCACCAUCUGCACUUCCUGCACUCUGAUUCGGUGCCUGAUCUGAGCACCAUCAACGAAAAUGGCUUAUGCAGCGGAUUGCUGACGAACCAUUCCACCCCCAAGAAGGUGCCCAACGCAAGACACAAUCUGUCGGGAAGCUCCACCAACGGGUACAACAGUCACAACGGAAGUUUCUGCAAUGGCUUCCCAUAUUCGCCACUGAAAAAGUUGUCGGAUAACUUCAUCAAUGGAAAUAGUAGUUAUAUUAUCAACGAUGCAGACGAAGAAGUUGAGCUGCGUCGCGGAGGGCGUUACAGAGAUGAUGACCUGUAUCGACGUCCCAUUGGGCCAACUGGAAACGAUAAUAAUAGACAUUCCUUACUGACCGAACUAGACUACUCAGCUUGUGAUAGUGGCUUGGAUACGCCACCCUCAACCCACCGUCCGUCGAGUUGUCGGGACAAUAUGUAUAUGGUUUCGGCCUACAACCAACACAACCAAUCGCUAAGCAAGGAUAAAACCACCGAUACCGGAAUCAGUUCAUCUCGUGGAACGCUAGUCUCACCGGCUAACAGCAUCCGUCACGGUUAUCUGAAUAACAACAAUACCAACAGCUACGGAUCGAGAUACAGUGUCCAGGAGCAGAAGAUCCUGCGCGCCAGAAACAAUCCGGAGGAGAACAAGAACUCUAUCCGUUCGGUCCGGGCGGAAUUCUACGAGCAGAACAAAUACAACAACAAUAGCCUUACUAACGGGCAUAACCACCAUCAUCUUAACCAACAUCACCAUCACCAUCCGACACAGCAGGGAAGCAAUGGUAAUCUGCAUCACGUGCACCAACACAACAAUGGACUGAACAACAACAACGGGCACCAUCACUACAACGGAAACAGUAUUACCAAUGGUAAUGGAAACAGUGGUGGUGGUGGUGGUAAUGGUGGUGGGACGGCGGCAGUGCGAGAUCGCUACCAACAUCCGGCACUGGCUGCCAUCAUCAAUGAGUCACAGGGAAUGAAAUUCAGAGAUCGUUCCUACUCAGACUGCCAACAGUCCGUUCCGCGUCGACAAUGGGCCAGCAACACCCCGAGCCCAAAGCGCAUCCCCUAUCUCGGAGCACCACCGACUCGUGUCUAAGCGGAACGACAUUCCCUUGCAGGAGAGAAAAAAGCUGAACGACGACAAGUGAUUGAUCCGGUACUUGUUUUAAGAAAUGGCUCCUAAUUUACAACCAACAAUUUUCAAACCGGGGACAGUUUAACCUCUGCGUGCGGAACCGUAGAGCCAGUAGAUUCCUAUAGAUAACCAAUGAGUUUUUUUUUUCGAACAAGUAGAAGAUAUUUUUGUGUCGAAAUGGCAAAGAUGGAACAUUUCGCUAGUAUAUACACAUAGGUCGUAGCGCGUAGAGUCCCAAAAAGCACCCGUUUGUAGACAUCGAACUAAACCCACUUAGUAGGUCUUAACUACUUGUCGAAACAUGAUUUAGAUUCAUAGCGCGGUAUCAAUACGAGGGUCAUACAAAACGACGAAACAAUGUCGCCAAUUAGAAAUGAAUUACGAAGUAAUAGCGAAGAGAAAAUUAUUGAAGCUUGAAGCUUGCUCACUUCAACGAAAUCAAAAGAAUACGUAUACUUGUAGCAUUUGUGAAUCCAAUUUAUGAUGAUUUCUCCCCUCUCAAAUAUUCAAGUUUGGCGUUUGAAGUCGCUUACAAAGCUUAAUGAAUAGUUGCAUUUAGAAUGAAUGUUAGUGCUUUCGGAAACGGAGAUUUAUAUGUUUUCAAAAUUUAUUUCAUUUUUGUUUGUUGAAACUGGUUUUUUUACUGCAUUAAACCGAACGGCUUUGGUGACAGGGCGUUAGCAAUAUUAGUGAAAGAGGGAUUUUCGUGAGUGAGCGAUCGAAAUUAUAACCACAAUUUCUCACGCAUCUUGAUGAUGCGAAAGAAAGGAAGUAGUAAUUAGAACUGCUUUGAAUGGGACUAUUCAGAUUUAAAAAUACGUAUUGGUAGAUUCGAAUGAGAACAAAAACAAAUUCUUCACGCUGAUUACUGGAGAAUGAAGAUUUGUGUUAACGAAUAAAACG
Messenger RNA from Toxorhynchites rutilus septentrionalis, 4353 nucleotides. Its product is annotated as GATA zinc finger domain-containing protein 14. The record is from RefSeq and is a predicted model, not a curated record. The transcript is spliced from 8 exons. Gene Ontology annotation, biological process: actin cytoskeleton organization. Gene Ontology annotation, cellular component: plasma membrane. NCBI's taxonomy places the organism in Eukaryota, Metazoa, Arthropoda, Insecta, Diptera, Culicidae. Bases 1585 to 3411 code for a protein of 608 amino acids.